ACCAUCUAACCUUGAGUUUGAGUGCGACUUAUAAGGGAUUUCUUUCACGAAGAAAGAAAUUGUGAACAGAAGUUAAUAUUUCCUCUGAUGAAAUGGGUUCUAAAACUAUCGUCUCUCUUCUUUUUCAUGUUAUUAUCGUAAGCAUCACUCUUACCGAUGCUCAAUUCUGUUAUACCACAGGAAACUUUACAGCUAAUAGCACCUAUGCAAAAAACCGAGACCUUGUUCUCCGUUCACUAGCUUCCAAUGUCACAAACAAUGGGGGUUUCUACAAUACUACAAUAGGUUUAGGCAAUGACACAGUUUAUGGUCUUGUGCUCUGUAUGGCUUCCCCAUCAGCUGGAAUUUGUUCCAGCUGCGUCAAUUCUGCUAUUCAAACUCUCAUGGCAGCAUGUCCAAACCAAAAAGAAGCAAUUUCAUGGGGAGGGAAUCCAGUUCCAUGUAUUGUACAUUAUGCGAAUCGUUAUUUUUUAGGAUCACUUGAGCCAUCUCCUACUAGCGCUUUAUAUAAUACGGGUAUCCUUGACGCAACUUUUACACAGUUUGAACAAUUUUGGAGUGGUUUGGGAGAAACGGUAAAAAACGCUUCCACGGGCUCAUCCAGGCUUAUGCCAGCAGCUGAGACAGCAGACCUACCAUCCACUCAAAAAAUUUAUGUAUUCAUGCAGUGCACUCCUGAUGUAUCACCGAGUAAUUGCAGUGUUUGCCUACAACAAUCCGUAGAUUACUAUAAAAGUUGUUGCUACGGGCAUCAAGGAGGUAUUGUCCAGAAACCAAACUGUGUUUUUCGGUGGGAUUUGUAUCCCUUCUACGACUUAUUUCCUCAAGUAACAUCUCCAUCUCCACCAUCUCCAUCUCCAUCUCCACCAUCUCCAUCUCCAUCUCCACCAUCUCCUCCAUUUGUUAUUAGUUCUCCUCCACCAACCAAUACCACAAUCAGGAAAGGGAAGGAGAAUACUGCUUCUCGGACAGUUAUUAUUACCAUCGUCCCUACAGCUAUCUUCUUGGCACUUGUUAUCCUCAUUCUCACCAUUUUCCGUUUUACGAAGCCAAAGCAAGAGGUCAAAAAUUUCGAUGAAAUUAGUAUCGCAAAAUGCUGGGAAUUCAAAUUCGCCACCAUCAAACUUGCAACAAACGACUUCUCUGAUGAUAAUAAGCUUGGACAAGGUGGUUUUGGUGCUGUUUACAAGGGUAUACUUGCAGACGGACAAGCUAUAGCUGUAAAGAGAUUAUCAAGUAAUUCUGGGCAAGGAGAAGUUGAAUUUAAGAAUGAGGUACGGCUACUAGCCAAACUUGAUCACCGGAAUCUUGUUAGGUUACUGGGGUUCUGCUUGGAAGGAACAGAAAAGCUUCUAAUCUACGAGUUUGUGCCUAAUUCAAGUCUCGAUCAAUUUAUACAUGAUCCAAACAAACGAUUCAUCCUGGAUUGGGAGAAGCGCUACAAAAUCAUAGAAGGCAUAGCUAGAGGGAUUCUGUACCUGCAUCAAGAUUCUCAGCUCCGGAUUAUUCAUCGUGAUCUCAAGCCUAGCAACAUUCUGUUAGAUGGAAAGAUGAAUGCUAAAAUUUCGGAUUUUGGAAUGGCAAAGUUAAUGAAAACUGAUCAAACUCAUGAUGCUGCAUCGAGGAUCGCUGGAACCCUUGGCUAUAUUGCUCCAGAGUAUGCAAGGCAAAGACAGUUCUCGGUCAAGUCAGAUGUGUUUAGUUUUGGAGUGCUAGUCUUGGAGAUUGUGAGCGGUCAAAAACCUAGUUUCCGCGAUGGAGAUGACAUGGAGCACCUUACGAGCCAUGCAUGGAGACGUUGGAGGGAAGGGACUGCUUUAGAUCUUAUAGAUCCCAUUUUGAGGAACGACUCAACAGCUGCAAUGAUGAGAUGCAUCCACAUCGGGUUACUCUGCGUUCAAGAAAAUGUGGCUGACAGGCCGACAAUGGCUUCAGUUCUUCUGAUGCUAAGCAACUCUUCUUUUACUUUACAAAUACCUUCUAAACCAGCAUUUUUUAUUAGCAGAAGAACAUAUCAACCAGCUUCUUCAUUGAUCAGCUAUACUUCAAGGAUGACGCAAUCCCACCUUAAGACUGUCCCACCAUCGAAGAAUGAGAUUUCAAUUACUGAGUUAGAUGAAGGCCGAUAAUUUCCUCAUCAUAUAGCGAAAGAAUGGGGUUUGUUAUUGUUAAGGAAAUAAUCAAGUAAAUAUUCUUGAUUGUUUCCUUAUUAACAAAAGGAAGAAAUCAAGGGAUUGAACAAUUAAUUCAAGACAAUCACAAAGUUAUUUCACUCAUCUUAAGGAAGAUGAUGAAACAUCAUGUAUAAUUUCUUCUAUUCUAUUUCAUUAUAUAUUUUGUUGUAUGGCAAUAUAAUUUCUAGCUACAUGAGUUGAAUAAAAUAUAUAUAAUUAAAUUA
Populus nigra (black poplar) is the source of this 2398-nucleotide messenger RNA. Its product is annotated as cysteine-rich receptor-like protein kinase 14. The transcript is spliced from 7 exons. The coding region runs from base 93 to 2129 and encodes 678 amino acids. Gene Ontology annotation, biological process: protein phosphorylation. The record is from RefSeq and is a predicted model, not a curated record. Lineage: Eukaryota; Viridiplantae; Streptophyta; Magnoliopsida; Malpighiales; Salicaceae. Gene Ontology annotation, molecular function: ATP binding; protein kinase activity.